Messenger RNA from Trichomonas vaginalis G3, 591 nucleotides. RefSeq names its product regulation of endocytosis. The record is from RefSeq and is a predicted model, not a curated record. Bases 1 to 591 code for a protein of 196 amino acids. Lineage: Eukaryota; Parabasalia; Trichomonadida; Trichomonadidae. Gene Ontology annotation, molecular function: GTPase activity; GTP binding. The transcript has a single exon.
AUGGUAGAAAAUGUUGAUUUCUUCAAAUUUAUUGUAAUCGGGUCAACUGGUGUGGGAAAAACAUGCAUCAUGAAGCGCAUGACAGAGAAUGAAUUCAGAGAAAAUACACUAUCAACAACUGGAGUUGAAUUUGAUUCAACAAAAGUUGAUGUCGACGGAAAAGAAAUUCCGAUACAAAUAUGGGAUACUGCAGGCCAAGAAAGAUUUCGAUCUAUUUCUCGAGCAUAUUUUAGAAAUGCAAUAGGCGUUUUACUUGUUUUUUCUCUUACAGAUAAAGAAUCAUUCGAAGAAAUUGGAGGGUGGCUAAAUGAUGCUAGAACAUUAUGUUGUCAAGAUGCAGAAAUUAUGCUAAUUGGUAAUAAAUGCGAUAUUCCUGAUCAAAGAUUGAUUUCACUAGCAGAUGCACAAAAUUUCGCAGAUUCACGCGGAUUACAUUACAUAGAAACAUCAGCAAAAACUGGACAAAAUGUUCGAGAGGCAUUUUCCAGAAUUGCUUCCGAAGUUAUAAGAAAGCUUGAUAAGAAUAGCACGGAUAUUACUGGAAGGAAACUUACAGUUACUGAUGAUGAACCAAAGAAAGGUUGCUGUUAG